GCCUUCCCGCUCCACACAAGCCAUCCAAGUGUCCGAUGUAAAAAUAACUUUACUCAUUAAGCUCUUUUCGGAUGCUGUCGAAGGGCAUCUGAUUCCCAUCCCGUCUUUUCUCGAAGGACGCCAAGUGUCGUGUCCGUAUGCGUGCCAAAAGGGCUGGCUUUUCCGUACGGUACUCGCGAGGACACGGGAACCGAUAGUCAUGGAUUGCUGACUCGCCCCCAAGCAAAAAGUAGCCGUACGCAGUGGUGAGGUAGGUAGGUAGGUAGGUUGCUUACUGACGAAGCAUCCAAUGUUCUCCGAAAGACGAACAUCUCGUGAUUCCUUAUCGAACUGCUUGGAACCGAGAUGCAGUCAGACUCAGACUAGACUUGCCUUAGCAAUCGGUAACCCCCACCCGCGCAUGCCCGACCAAGCGGCGCCAGGACGCCUGAUCCUUCAUGCGACAAAACUUGCCGUUUUGCACCAUCAUGGGGGCUGUGGCGGCGGCUGUGUUCUGUCUGAUUGUGUCCUAGCAGCCGCCCGUCCACGAUCUCAUCUCAUCAGGGUUAAACCAUCCCCAGAGCGCGCCGGCGCAUUGGAGGCCGUCAGAUCUACCGAUGGGUUUCGUCAGGGUUCUCCGUACGGCGUUCGGAUACCCUGUCUAUCACGCAGCCUUGUUUACCCUACGAGGCCCUCGGACCUUGGUAUGCUGGUGCCUUUUUGUGACGACUCGUGUGAUGUAGACAUGGAAGUAAGUCACGGAGUUUCGUACGCCUCGGGCUUCGGCCAUACGUGCCUACCACAGUCCACGGAAAGAAAACGAAAUCGUCACUUUGCAACAACAAGGAAGACAAAUCUCAGUUAUACUCUCUGUAGUAUUCAUCAUCUAGUUGUUGAUGGUUGGCAGGCGGUACCAAUGUCCCGGAGCCCUUUUUCUAUAUGCAAACCCUCCCCGCCAUAUUGCCAAAUGAGGCUGAGAGGGAGGGAGGGCCGGUUUAAAAAAUAAAAACUAUUUGUCGUGCCCCAAAUACUCCACGCAGCGAAACAGAAAAAGGGUUUCAACACAAAAAGACAUUAGCAGUAUAUCGCUACUAAAUGCGAGAAGAAAUAACACCGUUAUGCAAAAUUCCAAAUCCCAUAAAGGUAAGGGUAGAAAGGCUCCUCUUUUUUGUUUGUCCGCGCAAAUUCAUAUACAUGGAUGAUCCCAGUGCGUGCGAAUAGGCUCAAAAGUCGUGACCGUCGAUUCGGCGCUGCCGUAUCAAUACGCGGAAGUCAAAGUAAUGAUAUCAACAAGCAGAAAAACGUCGU
Messenger RNA from Colletotrichum acutatum, 1287 nucleotides. RefSeq lists its product as uncharacterized. The coding region runs from base 290 to 985 and encodes 231 amino acids. The transcript has a single exon. The record is from RefSeq and is a predicted model, not a curated record. Lineage: Eukaryota; Fungi; Ascomycota; Sordariomycetes; Glomerellales; Glomerellaceae.